Raphanus sativus (radish) is the source of this 1168-nucleotide messenger RNA. RefSeq names its product protein HEAT-INDUCED TAS1 TARGET 4-like. The transcript has 4 exons. NCBI's taxonomy places the organism in Eukaryota, Viridiplantae, Streptophyta, Magnoliopsida, Brassicales, Brassicaceae. The record is from RefSeq and is a predicted model, not a curated record. The coding region runs from base 134 to 946 and encodes 270 amino acids.
UUGUGUCACUAGUCUGAAGAGAAAUAGAGAGCAGAGGGUUUCUUCUAGAACUUUAUAUAAAUUGCUCUCUACGCAAGCUACUUGUGUGUGUGUGUGUCAACUCUCCAGCCGUCGUCUCUCUCCGUCUCAGAAAAUGUCUCGCAACUGCCAUCCAGAUUGCCAAAGAGCAGCCGCUGCCAAAGAAGAAGAUGAUUCUGCUGAAAGAGCCGCUACGGUAGCAGCUAACCUUAUCAGCACUGCGCGUCUGAUCCUCAAGCUGGACCGUGAGUUUACAGAGUACUCAGCUCAGUUCCUGGUGGACAACGCUCUCGUCGAGAAGGAGCCAGCGCAGGGUCCACACCCCUCCACGCUUAAGAUCGAGGACUGCAUUGAGUAUCUGGUGAACAUGGCUUCUCCCAAGACAGAGGCCGAGCUGGAAGAGAUGGAGAAAGAAAGACAGCGGCGCGCCAGGAUAACUGUCAAGGACUGCCUCGAGUGCGCCUUCAAGGAAGGGAUACCGAGAUACGAACACUGGGGGCACUUGGGAUGUGUUUCCAAGGUUCCCCCGUUUGCUGCUCUGAUGCCUCGCGUUCCCGUGAAAGGAGAAGUGGUCGAGGCUAAGGAGCUGAAAGACGCGUUUAAGUUGUUGCAGGAUGGACCGGUGGGAGCAAAGCUGCAUGUCUUCGCUCCUGAGAUCGAUCUUGUCGGAGAAAAUGGAGUUUACGAUGCCCCGUCAGUUGGUGGAACAAGCUACGUUGGGCUUAGGGACGUGAUCCUUGUAGCAGUAGACAAGAUCAAUGGAGAAGCAGUUGGGACUGUGAAGAUUCGCUACAAGAAGAAGACUCGGUACAUCAAUGUGUCUUUGCGCCGUAUGUUCACCACACUAGCGCACAAAGGCGACGAGUCUCAGACCAUUGCGCCGACGGGUCUUCUCGUUGACUUCAUCAUCCCUCGCUUGUCCAAGUGAAUAACCAAGAUCUUCGAUGAUCUUGUGGUAAGUAUCUAAGUAAACCAGAUCUUAGGAUCUUUGGUUAGUAUCUAGAGAGAACAAUAUGGUAUGUAAUAAGUGAAGUAUUGUGAAAACCUUAUGCUGUUUGUUUGACUUUUGUUUAUCGUUUGAUGUUUGUCUGUUUCUAGGAGACUCUUAUCUAUCUAUCAGUAAAGAAGUUAUGAUGACUACUUUAUAAGA